Peromyscus leucopus (white-footed mouse) is the source of this 3200-nucleotide messenger RNA. RefSeq names its product tigger transposable element derived 2 (gene Tigd2). Gene Ontology annotation, molecular function: DNA binding. The record is from RefSeq and is a predicted model, not a curated record. The coding region runs from base 942 to 2519 and encodes 525 amino acids. Gene Ontology annotation, cellular component: nucleus. NCBI's taxonomy places the organism in Eukaryota, Metazoa, Chordata, Mammalia, Rodentia, Cricetidae. The transcript has 3 exons.
CUAAUCCCCUGCCUUCCGGCUCAGACGAGCGGCUUGCGGCGGCCAGCAGGGUCGCCUUCGCUCGGGACCUCCGUCGCUGGCUCUGCGUUCUGGAUUGGUCAGGCGGAGCGAUGCCCGCGCCCCGCUUCCCCGUGCCCCGCGCGCCCGGUGACCACUCGCCCGCUGCAGGGCUGCGGCCGUGACCCCCUGCCGCCGACUUUCGCCCAGCGUCCAGCUCCGAGCUCGCUGGCCCGGGCAGGGAGAGGCCCUGGUAGUGUCAGGAGGUUUCAGAGAGGCUCGAGCAGCUACUUCUGUGGUCAUGGAGAUCAGCGUCCACCAGGAUUACUGUAUGGUCUUCACCCAGCCUGCCACCCCCUAGGCUCAGCCGUGGGUCCUGAUUUCCACCAAUGAAGUUUUUUUUUUAAUCCUUUCUUGAAUCAUGUGACAUCACUUCUUGUCCGUUGUUUCCCUUUCGGUAGCCAAAUCCAUUAAGUGUACUCACCCGAGUCCUUGCCUUGAAGAGAGCAUUCACACUCUUGGCUGCCUGACAAAGACAACAGUCAGGCGGUGAUUCUCCCAGCUCCGUUUUUCUGUAUGUCAAGUUUGCAAGGCUGAGUAAAACUAUUUUCUGGCACAUUGGCAUAGGGAAAGAUCAUUCCUGCAUUAAUGGCAAAAGUUGAUCACCAUGAGACUGUUUUAGAUUCCUUGGUAGGGCAGUAUAGUUUCCAGUAAGGCUUCAGUUUAUGAAAAAAGCAAGGGGGAAGGUGAGAAAAUAGGGUUAACUGGAGCUAUCCCUUGUCAUAGGAACUUGAUUAAUUUCUAAAAUGCAAGUGAAGAGACUCAGACUUCCUUAGAAAGUUGUUACACCAUCUGUUAAGUCCCAGGGAACAGCUGAGGGCUCUUAAGCCUCCAUUUUCUGUGUUCAAAUCUAAGUUGUUAAUUGUCUAAACUACUAGACUAAAAUGUUGGGGAAACGUAAGCGUGUGGUGUUGACAAUUAAAGACAAACUUGACAUCAUUAAGAAGCUUGAAGAAGGCAACUCUUUUAAAAAACUUUCUGUCGUGUAUGGAAUUGGUGAAUCCACAGUUCGCGACAUUAAAAAAAACAAAGAAAGAAUUAUAAACUAUGCCAACAGUUCAGAUCCUACUAGCGGGGUGUCCAAACGUAAAUCUAUGAAGUCAUCAACGUAUGAGGAGCUUGAUAGAGUUAUGAUAGAGUGGUUUAAUCAACAGAAAACAGAUGGGAUCCCAGUGUCUGGGACUAUCUGUGCAAAACAAGCCAGGUUCUUUUUUGAUGCAUUGGGGAUGGAAGGUGAUUUUAAUGCCUCAUCUGGCUGGCUCACUCGGUUUAAGCAGCGCCACGGGAUUCCAAAGGCUGCUGGUAAAGGAGCAAAAUUAAAAGGGGAUGAAACUGCUGCCAGUGAAUUUUGUGGUAACUUUCAAGAAUUUGUGGAAAGAGAAAAUCUCCUACCGGAACAAAUUUAUGGUGCUGAUCAAACUGGACUGUUCUGGAAAUGUCUCCCCUCAAGGACACUGGCUUUUGACCCUGACCGGAGUACUUCGGAAUAUAGGUCAAGCAGAGAGAGAAUCAUUAUUAUGUGUUGUGCAAAUGCCACCGGUCUGCACAAGCUUAACCUUUGUGUGGUGGGAAAAGCAAAAAGGCCCCGUGCAUUCAAAGGCACUGACCUUUCCAACCUUCCUGUCACUUACUUCAGUCAGAAAAGUGCAUGGAUCGAGCAGUCUGUUUUCAAACAGUGGUUUGAGAAGUGCUUUGUGCCACAGGUGCAGAAGCACCUGAAAUCCAAAGGGCUUCGAGAGAAAGCAGUACUGCUUUUAGAUUUCCCCUCAGCACAUCCAUCUGAAGACCUGCUGAGCUCCGAUGACGGCAGGAUAAUUGUGAAAUAUUUGCCACCAAAUGUAGCAAGUCUUAUUCAACCUAUGAGCCAAGGAGUUCUAACCACAGUUAAAAGAUAUUACCGAGCAGGACUUAUCCAGAGAUACAUGAAUGAAGGAAAUGACCCAAAAAUGUUCUGGAAGAAUUUGACAGUGCUGGAUGCAAUUUAUGAGGCCUCAAGAGCCUGGAACAUGAUAAGAUCAAAUACCAUAACCAGAGCGUGGAAAAAGCUUUUCCCUGGCAAUGAAGACAAUUCAAGCAUGAGCAUUGAUGAAGGAGCCAUUUUAGCUGCUAAUUUAGCAACUGUUUUACAGAAUACAGAAGAUUGUGAGCAUGUCAACAUUGAAAAUAUCGAACAGUGGUUUGACUCUCGGAGUAGUGACUCAAACUGUCAGGUGUUGGCUGACAUUGUAGGUGCUGAAGACCGGGCUGUGGCUGCUGAGCAGAAGCCUUCCAGGAAGACUAGGAAAGCAGAACUGAAUCCAGAGAAGCAUAUUAGCCACAAAGCUGCACUUGAAUGGACUGAAAAUUUGCUGGAUUAUCUGGAACAACAAGAUGACAUGCUACUCUCUGAUAAGCUGGUAUUGCGGAGGCUUCGGACCAUUAUAAGAAGAAAACAGAGGAUUCAAAAUAAAAAUCAUCUGUAGUGCUCCCUUCUGUUGCUGUGUGUUUUCAUCUUUGUGGCUUGUCUGCAGUGGUUUUAUCUAAGGCCCAAUAAAUGUUACCGAUGAUUUUUAGAAUUAGAUGCUGCUUUGGAUUACUUAAAUUACCGCUCUUUAAUGUUGGCUCUGAAUGAGCAAUGACAUGGGAUUCAUUAUUUGCUUCUAAACCGUGUUUUACUAAUUAGAUCACAAAGUACCCAAGGCUGGGAUAUGUUGUAUGCCUGAAUUCAACAUGUCUAGUGACAGGCUGUGCACACUCAAUAAAUCUUACUUAAAUCGAAUUUUGAUGACUUCUUGAGUGUAAGUUUGUAAAGUAAAAUGGGAUGAGUUUACAUUUCCACUGGUGAGAGGUUUAAGAGAGUUCAGCAACGUUUGUGCUUGAAUUUUCCUGCAACUUCAGUGAUCUGGAUAAUAGCAGCGUAAAUCCUUGAAUAGUGCGUUGCUUUCUGGCAAAAUUCAGGCAGCUGUUUUUUGAGAUUGGCCAUUUCUUAGUGUAGUGAAGGAAAAACUAGGGUUAAAUGUUCUGAGAGAAAAGCAUACAACUUCACCUUUAUUCUAGAGACAAAAGUUUUUCAUUUGUGUGGAAGGUGUACCAGCAUUUCCCCAAGAAUAUGAGCUUUAAUUUCCUAAAGAAUGUGCUUAAAAGAAAUAAAAGGUAAGCAUUAA